AUGUCUGUUCCCACUGAUGUCGAGGCCGUCGCGCCUGUGUACAAAGUGUACAAGCGACGGUUCUGGGGCUUGGCUCAGUUGGUCUUGCUGAAUAUCGUUGUUAGUUGGGAUUGGUUAACUUUCUCAUCUAUAUCGACUACGGCGGCGGAAUACUUCGAUGUAUCCGAAAGCGCUAUCAACUGGAUGAGCACCGGCUAUCUCUUCGCAUUCUGCGUUGUCAGCCCCCUGGUCAUCUGGAUCUUAAACAAAGGCGGUCCAAAACCAGCCAUCGUAACGACAGCAGCCCUGCUGCUAGUCGGCAACUGGCUCAGAUAUGCCGGCACAAAAGCAAAUGGCGGUAUCUUUGGACUAGCAAUGUUCGGCCAGAUCCUCAUCGGAUUCGCGCAGCCCUUCUGUCUCUGCGCACCGACACGAUAUAGCGAACUCUGGUUCUCAGAUCGCGGCCGAACAAGCGCAACAGCAGUCGCCAGUCUGGCGAAUCCGCUCGGAGCAGCAAUAGGCCAGCUGGUCGAUUCGGAAUGGGCGACCAACCCCUCCGAUAUACCAAAUAUGGUGUUGUACAUCUCCAUUAUUUCCAGCGUCGCAGCAAUCCCAUCCUUCUUCCUGCCCAGCAGACCUCCAACACCAGCCAGCGCCUCCAGCUCCAAUAUGGACCAAACCCCCCUCCUAUCAGCAACGAAACAACUAAUAAGCACCUGGGAAUUCUGGCAAAUCCUCCUCCCCUUCUCAAUAUACGUAGGCUUCUUCAACAGCAUAAGCAGCCUCCUAAACCAAAUCCUCAGUCCGCACGGCUUCACCGAAACAGAAGCCGGCAUCGCCGGCGCAAUCCUAAUAGUCGUGGGCCUAAUCACAGCAGCCAUCCUCUCUCCCCUAACAGACCGCUUCAAGCACUACCUGGGCAGCAUUCGCGUCCUGGUGCCGAUCAUUGCAGCCACGUAUAUCGGGCUUAUUUUCGCUCCUGGGAGUGGCGCGGGGAUUGCGCCUUCGUAUGUUGUUUGUGCGUUGCUUGGUGCAUCUUCUUUUGCGCUUUUGCCGAUUGUUUUGGAGUUUUUGGCGGAGAUUACUUAUCCGCUUUCGCCUGAGAUUGGGAGUACGAUUUGUUGGACUGGGGGGCAGUUGCUGGGUGCUUGUUUUAUUCUUAUUCAGGAUGCGUUGAAGAUGGGGAGUCAUGCGAGGGUUCCUGGGGAUAUGCGGAAUGCGUUGAUCUUUGCGGCCGUUGUCUCUGUUGCUGUUGCGCCUUUCCCGCUGACUAUUGGGUUGUUUGGGAGGGUUGUUGAAAGGAAGAGGUGGAUUGUUGAUUCUGGGAUUGAGUUGAGGAAUAGUGGGGAUGAGGAGAGAUCGAAGAAGGUUGAUAAAAUUGACUCGGUUGAUUCUGGGGGUUCUGCUGAUUCUGGUGGCUCUGGUGCUUCUGCCAGGGAUACGACGACUCUUUUACGCUGA
Messenger RNA from Penicillium antarcticum, 1440 nucleotides. Its product is annotated as putative cell surface receptor/MFS transporter (FLVCR). Gene Ontology annotation, cellular component: membrane. Gene Ontology annotation, biological process: transmembrane transport. The coding region runs from base 1 to 1440 and encodes 479 amino acids. The transcript has 4 exons. The record is from RefSeq and is a predicted model, not a curated record. Gene Ontology annotation, molecular function: transmembrane transporter activity. Lineage: Eukaryota; Fungi; Ascomycota; Eurotiomycetes; Eurotiales; Aspergillaceae.